GACAUUUCAGAUUCGGCUGAAUUUGACAGGUCCACCACCAUGGGGGUUUCGUAUCUGUGGAGGAAGAGACUUCAAGAUGACCCUGACUGUCUCAAAGGUUUGUGAAGAUAGCCGGGCAGGUGAUGCUGGGCUGCAGGUGGGGGACGGCAUACUGGAGAUUAAUGGUCAGGAUACUGGAGCCAUGUUGAAUAUGGAGGCUCGGAACAAAAUUAAGACAUCUGAACAUCAGCUGUGGCUUCUAAUUAAAAGACCAGCAAAAACAGAUGUCAUACAGUGCUGUGGUGAUCCAAGACUUCCUCUUAAUUCGGAGUCCUCAGUCCGGCCAAAACAAACCCAUGAGUCAGGACAGGGCCAGUCCAAGAGAGCCCCACAGGAGAGAAACUACGGUCCAGAGCAGCUGAAGCAAUACCAUAAGGAGUUCACCGCAGGACAUAACUCUGCAUCUGAUUGUAUCCAAACAGUGUCAUAUGAAUCGCAGACUACCAAGAAAAAGGUGAGUUUUAAUUAUCCAGUAUGGAGCUACGGGCCAGUUGAUCCUGAAGAGCUGAUGAGAUUCAAGAGAAGGCAAGUUCAACCUCAGCAGCCCAGACAGUCCAACACUUUCAGAAUACUACAGGAGGGACUAGAACGAACAUCACUGCCAUCUGGAGUGGUCCAGCGGUGUCAAAGGUUUCGCACUUGUGAGAGAUGUGGUUACAUCAUUGUAACUCAGGUGGUGAAGAUCAGAGAGAGACGCUACAGACACGUGGAGUGCUAUACCUGCAGGGACUGUGGCUUUAGUCUCAUGGAGCGAGGACAUUUCUGUGUGGAUGAGGAGCUGUACUGUGGGAAACACGCUCAGCAGAGAUGCCAGACAGCCAAUGGCCUUCACUCACUUCCUAAAAACACUUGAAUUCAACGUUUUAAUAUGUUUUCAGCUGUUUUAUUUUACUAUCAUUGAGCUGUUAUAGCUCUUAUUAAUAUUUUGAAUCAGUUUUUAUUUUUAUAUUAGUUUUAUUAAUUGUAUCGUACGUUUUUGUCAUUUUAGUAUCAUUUUAGUUUCUUUUUAAGUAUUUUUUAUUUUUUUUUUUUUCUUUAAUUAAAUAUCAGUUUUACUUUAAAUUAAAAUUAGACAAUUGCCUUGCCAACUAGCUGGAAUAUUUACUUAUUUAAUUUCAGGUUGUUUUCAUUUUAUUUCUGGUAACAAAAAGGAUUGUUUAUAUACUAAUAAUACUGGUUUUCAGAUAGACCAUGCUCAUGAUGCUGUUUCAAAAUUUUUAUAAUAGUGGCAAACGUAUAAUUUACCUAUAAAUUCUGUCUUAUUUUAUUCUAUGCAACACAAAAGCAGAAAUGAUCUCCCUAAUCAAUGAAAGUGGAUGGUGACCAGGAUUAUCAAGCUCCAAAAAGGACAAAGAAGCACCAUGAAAGCAUCAUAAACAGUCCUGAAAUACUCUGAAUCCGUACAAUAGCUUUGUGUGAGGAACACAUUGAAAUUUAAGUCAUAUUCAAAACAAAUCAUGCAUUAAGGGAUAUUUCACCCCAAAAUGAAAAUUCAGUCAUCAUUUACUCACCCUCCUGUCGAACACC
Molecule: messenger RNA, 1566 nt
Organism: Cyprinus carpio (common carp)
Lineage: Eukaryota; Metazoa; Chordata; Actinopteri; Cypriniformes; Cyprinidae
Product: PDZ and LIM domain protein 2-like
Biological process (GO): muscle structure development; actin cytoskeleton organization
Cellular component (GO): filamentous actin; adherens junction; stress fiber
Molecular function (GO): actin binding; muscle alpha-actinin binding
Source: RefSeq, a predicted model, not a curated record